AUUCCCUUCCAUUGAAGCCACCUUAUUAAGAACAAGAGGCGCUCCUCUAGCUUUACAUUCACAGAACACCGCGUUCUUGAGCCUUGAGCUUUAGCCCUUCAAUCUCUUCCAAUUUCCCCCAAUUUUCAACUUCCAAUACAAUCAAAAUGGCUAAUGCAGCGUCUGGAAUGGCUGUGCACGAUGACUGCAAGUUAAGGUUCUUGGAGCUGAAAGCCAAAAGGACUCACCGCUUUAUCGUUUUUAAGAUAGAAGAGAAACAAAAGCAGGUUGUGGUUGAAAAGGUUGGUGAGCCAACCGAAAGCUAUGAGGAUUUCGCUGCAAGUCUUCCUGAUAAUGAAUGUAGAUAUGCUGUCUACGAUUUUGACUUUGUCACUGCCGAGAAUUGCCAGAAAAGCAGGAUCUUUUUCAUUGCAUGGUCCCCUGACACGUCGAGGGUGAGAAGCAAGAUGAUCUACGCCAGUUCAAAGGACAGAUUCAAGAGAGAGCUCGACGGAAUUCAGGUCGAGUUGCAAGCAACCGACCCAACUGAAAUGGGACUUGAUGUUAUUAAGAGCCGCGCCAACUAGAUAUCGAUGGAUAGGUAUCAGAUGGACCUUAUAAGUGAGAAAACUCCUAAUGCAAUCAUCUUUACUUAUUGGAAAUAUUUAUAGUGUGACAGAUACUUGGCAAGAGAUGAUUGAUAUUGGUUGCCAAGUGCUACAGUUAUAUGUACUAUUUAAUGAACAAGUUUUAUGAUGUUUGGUAUAUGAUGUAAUUUGUUACUUGAGAAUUUAUUCUUCUGAGUGUUUCACUGGUAGCAUGAUUUACAAGCUAA
Molecule: messenger RNA, 814 nt
Organism: Nicotiana tabacum (common tobacco)
Lineage: Eukaryota; Viridiplantae; Streptophyta; Magnoliopsida; Solanales; Solanaceae
Product: actin-depolymerizing factor 1
Biological process (GO): actin filament depolymerization
Cellular component (GO): actin cytoskeleton
Molecular function (GO): actin binding
Source: RefSeq, a predicted model, not a curated record